Hansenula ciferrii is the source of this 1722-nucleotide messenger RNA. It is a transcript of the gene SGA1, whose product is annotated as glucan 1,4-alpha-glucosidase. The transcript has a single exon. The coding region runs from base 1 to 1722 and encodes 573 amino acids. Gene Ontology annotation, cellular component: fungal-type vacuole. Lineage: Eukaryota; Fungi; Ascomycota; Saccharomycetes; Phaffomycetales; Wickerhamomycetaceae. Gene Ontology annotation, biological process: polysaccharide metabolic process. Gene Ontology annotation, molecular function: glucan 1,4-alpha-glucosidase activity. The record is from RefSeq and is a predicted model, not a curated record.
AUGUCUAAUUUAUCUUUUAAAUGGGAAUUAUUAUCAUUUAUCCCUCUAUUGGCUGUGAUUUAUAUGAUUUUCAAUGCUGCUUAUCAUAAUUCAGAUCCUCAAAUAUUAAAUUGGAAUUUAGUUUCUCAAAACUCUUUACACCCUUUACCAAAUCAAGAAAUUAUAACUAUUGACAAUUUUAAUUUACAAUCUGAUUUUAAUCUUUAUAACAUUUAUCCUUAUAAUGAUGUUAAUAAAACUGAAUUUAAUAAUUGGAUUGAAAAACAAUUUCAUAUCUCAUUUAAUAAAAUUUUAUUAAAUAUUGCAGAUCCAAUUUUAAAUAAUGAUUUAAUUGAAAAUGAUAAUGUUACUCCAGGUGCAAAUUUAGCUUCAACUUCAAAAAAACAUCCAGAUUAUUUUUAUCAAUGGAUUAGAGAUGGUGCUAUUACAAUAAAUUCUUUAAUAAGUCAUUUAAAUGAAUUUGAUUCUUUCCAAAAUGAAACUUUACAAAAAGUUGUGGAAAAUUAUAUUAAAAAUAAUUAUCAUUUACAAAGAUUAGAUAAUUGGAGUGGGAAAUUUAAUGAUUCUUCAGAUCCUUUAAAUAAAUUUAAAAAUUUAGGUGAACCAAAAUUUCAUGUUGAUUCAACUCCUUUUAAUCAAGUUUGGGGUAGACCACAAAAUGAUGGACCUGCUUUAAGAAUUAUUUCAAUUGAUAAAUUUAUAAAAUCUUUAAACAAUCAUGGGAAACAAUUUAUUCAAACUGAUGAAAUUAUUAAAUCAACUCGUGAUAUUUAUAAAUUAAUUAUUAAAUUAGAUUUAAAAUUUAUUAUUGCAAAUUGGAAUUUAGAAAAUUUUGAUUUAUGGGAAGAAGUUAAUUCAUUCCAUUUUUUCACUUCAUUAACUCAAUUAAAAGCUUUAAAAAUUGGUUUAAAAUAUUUCAAAAAUUUUAAUGAUGAAGAUUUAGAAUUUGGUGAAAAUUUACAAACUGUUUUAAUUGAUUUAACAAAAUUUAUUUAUGAAGAUUCAGGUUUUAUUAAUUAUAAAUUAAAUCAUAUUGUGGAAACUCCAUCUUUCUUACAUGAACGUUCAGGUUUAGAUGCUGCAAUUAUUAUUGGCUCUUUAAUUACUCAUGAUGAUUUUGAUGAUGUUGUCCCAUUUGAUGUUAAUGAUGGUUUAAUUUUGAAUACAUUAAGUGAAUUAAUUAAAACGAUGAAAUAUCUUUAUCCAAUUAAUCAUUCCAAAAUUAAUUUAAAUCUUGGUGUUGCACUUGGUCGUUAUCCUGAAGAUAUUUAUGAUGGUUAUAAAACAAGUGAAGGUAAUCCAUGGUUUUUAACAACUUUAUCUGCAAGUGAAUUACUUUUUAAAUUAAUUGCAAAUUUAUAUAACCUAAAGCAAGAUUUAAUUAUUGAUUCUUCAAAUCAACAUUUUUAUUAUAAUAAUGUUAUUGAACUGAAUUCAAUUUAUUCAAAUUCUCCAUUAAUUAAACAUUCAAAUGGUCAUGAUCUGAUUUUAAAAAUUCCAUACAAUUCAUUAGCUUUUAAUCAAACAAUUGGUAAUUUAUUUGCAUUUGGUGAUUCAUUUUUAGAAAUUAUUAGAGAACAUGUUUCAAAUGAUGGUUCAAUUAGUGAACAAUUUAAUAAAUAUACUGGAUUUAUGCAAGGUGCAGAAAAUUUAACUUGGAGUUAUGGAAAUUAUUGGAAUGCAUAUAAAUGGAGACAAAGAGCUUUUAAUUUGAUUGGAUAG